AUCUAUAUACGAGCUUGCGAACGUGCCGAGCUUUGAGUGAUUGUAUAUCAUAGUCAAACUAUAAUAACGUGUAAAAUGGAUAUUAUCGUACAGUGAUUCGUGUAUCGGUACAUCGUAACGUAAAAAAAUAAUAAAAAAUAUUUUGGUUCAGUGUUCAGCAGCAGCUGCAGCUCCGGUGCAAGUGGAUUACAAAUCCAGUGACAAAUUUUUACGUAGGCUGCUUUAGCCAAAAGGACAUCCACAAGGAGGAAAAGCUUCGCUCGCUGACUGCAACACCGGUGGGUACUGCUUCCAGUUUCUCUCGCGUCACGCCACCAAAAACAUCGAAUUGAAAAUCCAAAGUAUCAUAUCUUAUUAGAAUAUACAAAAGAAAAAAGAGUUGGCGUACGGCUGUGUGCGAACUAUACCGGAACUGACACCAACGACGCACACGAUGUCGCCGACUAGAAGAAGAAAUCUCGUCGAUCUGAGGUUGUUGAUCCUGCUUCUGGCUGUGCUGAACUCCAUCGCCGGCGAGACUGUUCAUUACAAGCAUAUAAAACGUCAUCGUUAUCUGACGGUUCGCCGCCACGAGGUCAGCACGACACCGGAAGUAUCGGACCCAACGAGCGUCGAAAACGUGUCGCCGGUCUCGCCAGCGCCCCCGGACUCUAAUGACUCCACCAAUUACGAUUCGAAUCCAUGCGAGGGCAAGUACUGCGGGGCUGGACGCGAGUGUCAGCUAUCGGAGGACGGCACUCUGGCGAUAUGCGUCUGUGCGAAGCGCUGCGCCCGCCGCCACAGGCCCGUGUGCGCGAGCGACGGCAAGGUCUACGCGAAUCACUGCGAGCUGCAUCGUGCCGCCUGCCAUCUUGAUGCGCCGCUGACCGCCAGUCGCCUGAUGAGAUGCCUGCAUCGAGACGACCAUCAAGAAACUCCUAAAGCUCUACCUCUGCACAAUGCAGUGACCGCGUCGAGCGCGACGUCAGCGUCGGCAGCGGCAUCGUCCAUCAGCAGCAGCGGCGGAGGUGAAGAGGAACGAGACAGUCAAGUCAAGUACGACAGCAAAGAGAACUUGGUGGAAGACGGCUACGACGUGGACGACUGCUCGGCUCAAGAGUACGAGAUCAUGAAGGACAAUCUGCUGCUGUACAAUCACGCCAGACUGAUGGCGCAGGACAACCACAGCAAGGAGUACCUGGUGAGCAUCAUGUUCUCGCACUACGACCAGAACAGCAACGGCGACCUGGAGCGCGACGAGCUGGAGCGCGUCGCCGAGCGCGAGGACCUCGAGCAGCUCAGUCGCGGCUGCUCGCUCGCCCACAUGAUCAGCUACGACGACGCGGAUCGCGACGGCCGACUGAACAUCAACGAGUUCUACAUGGCUUUCAGCAAGCUAUACACAGGUGUCUCGGUGGUCUCGCUGGACAAGAACCUGGAGAUCAAUCACAUACCGGCGCGCGUCGGCGACAACGUCGAGAUAAAAUGCGACGUAACGGGCACACCGCUGCCGCCGCUGGUCUGGCGGCGCUACAACGCCGAUCUCGAGAGCCUGUCCGAGCCCGAGAUACGAAUUUUCAACGACGGCAGUCUCUAUCUGACGCGGGUCCAGCUCGUGCACGCCGGCAACUACUCGUGUCACGCGCUCAGCAACAAGGACGUCGUGCAGACCCACGUACUCACCGUGCACACCAUCCCCGAGGUACGAGUCACGCCGCGUCUACAGUCGAAGCGUCCGGGCGAGGAGGCCUCGAUGCGCUGCCACGUGGUGGGCGAGCCCCUGCCCCGAGUCGAGUGGCUGAAGAACGACGAGCCGCUGCAGCAGCGCAGCGAGGGCCGCAAGUACGAGGUGGUCGGCAACGGCACGCGCCUCGUCAUACGCGGCAUCGGCUACGCCGACACGGGCGCCUACAUGUGCCAGGCCAGCAGCGUCGGCGGCGUCACUCGGGACAUCAGCAGUCUCGUGGUCCAGGAGCAGCCGACGCCCACCGCCCCGAGCGAGGAGCGACGUUUUUUCGCCUUUCACGAGUGGGGCAUAUCGGUUUACGAGCCGUCAGCUUGCCGAUUGUAUCAUCAAAUUAAGUCGACUGACAUUAUACCUGGAACGCAGGAAUACGUGUGUGCUGAAAAAGGAGUGCCUUGUUCUUGGGGUCGAGCGAUCAACGUAGCCAAUCGUUACGUCUACGUGUCGCAGCCUGAAAAAGAUCGUAUUCUCAUUAUUAGCAAAAUUCAAAUGGUCGUUGUCGACGUCGUCACGACGGACAAAUACCCGGUGGAGUUGCAGUACGUGCCGGACUUGGAUCAAGUUUGGGUGCUGAAUUGGCGCAGCGAGACCGACAUGGGCGUCAAGACAAUACAAGUGAUCAGGGACGCGGCGCAGAAGAAGAAGCACAGAACCGUGCAUCCCGAGCCCAUCGACGGACAGUUCGAUCUUGUGCGCGGACUCUACAUUCCCGACCCGCAGGAUAUCGGACACGCUUUCAAGUACGGAUACGUGACGCACACGAACCAGCGGGGCAUGUACAAGCUCGAUCUGGCCAAUAUGAGAUACACUCGCAGCGCUGAUCUUGCGCCCUACAACUGCGUUCCGGUCCACAUACAGUUUCCAGCAUUGUAUGGCUUUGUGAUACUGCAAUGCGAGGAGCCGAUAACGGGCCGACCGACGGGUCAGCUGUUACUCGACUACGUGACCGAUACCGUGCUGGGGCAUAAACCCGAGCUACUGGGUCGACCGACCGUGUCGCCGGACUCGAGGCAUCUCGUGACGAUCGAUCGACGCGACAACAGCGUCGUUCUCAUCGUCGAGGAGAUAUUGCCAACUGGUUUGAACUUUGCGUUCGACGUGAAAACGACGCUGAACAUCAGCGACAUCACCUUCUACCCGUCGCAGACUACGCACGGCUACGAUCUGUACGCUUCGUCGAUGGACAAUAAAGAGGAUAUACUAUUUCUUAAUUUAGCCUCGGGCAAAGUGGAGAUGAUCACGGGCGUGGGCAAAGCCAUGCCGGUCAUGUACGCCAAAUGGGGCAAACCGAACAGGCCAAUCGUGCAGAGCGGUGUUUUCGGCCGAUACAUGGUCAGUCCGUCGAACGAGGCUCUCUUCGUGCUCAACGGCGAAACGCGCACGGUCAACUGUGAAAUUGGCGGCCUGGUACAUCCUAGCAUCGUCGUUUGGUUCACGCUGCCGACGCAUUAGGCACCCACUCCAUAAAGCUUGUUAAUCCGCGAGAAAUGCACUUUUACUUUGAUUUUGACAUCACGUAUCUUAAAAGAAUCGACGAGAGAUUUUAUUUUCUAAAUGCGAAUGACUUUAAAAAAAACAACAUGAUUGGAACAAAUGUCACUCCUUGAUUUUUUUUUUUUUUUUUUUGAACGUAGGAAUUUUCAUGUAUAAUUUCAUGAAGUGCAAUACUUUCGAUAAUAAUUAUCUGUAACAAUACAAACCUAAUAUUUUUUACGAAGUUGUGUCUGCAAACCAAAAGAACUUGGUUCUCGUGGCGAGGAAUCGCGCAUAGCUGUCGACUACAUCGAUCAACUUUAGACGAAAAAUCGUGAUUUGAUUUUUCCAAAAAAUUUUAACGCCAAAAAAGCCAACAUAUUUCCUAAUCACUAUAAUGAAACGUGUACCAUACUCAAUAACCAAAAGAAAAAAGAAACAAUUACCUUGAAUGGACGUAUUGUGUAAAGUGGUCGCGAGGCCAAUAUGACUGUAUCGCUGUUUUCGUAUCGCAACUAAUUAAUGUGCAUAAAACCCGUCGUCGGACACGCAUGUUCUGUAUCCACACACUCACACGCCAUACACAAUAAUUAGGGAUAAAACUACUUAGCAUUAUUACGAGUAUAAUAUAUUUAUAAUUGUAGAUUAUAUUAUAAAAAAGUUAUGUGACGAUAUAGCAUUUCCUAUUUGACUAAAGAAAUUGUAUCGUUUAGUUUCUCGGUAUAUUCCUUCGUCUGUCUCUGCAUAAUACUUCUUAUGAGUCUUGACUUUCAGAUAAAUGAAUAUUAUAAUGUAAGAUAUAGGGUAUAUUUUUCAA
Messenger RNA from Trichogramma pretiosum, 4013 nucleotides. It is a transcript of the gene Fstl5, whose product is annotated as follistatin-related protein 5-like. The record is from RefSeq and is a predicted model, not a curated record. The coding region runs from base 434 to 3175 and encodes 913 amino acids. Gene Ontology annotation, molecular function: calcium ion binding; protein binding. Gene Ontology annotation, biological process: regulation of BMP signaling pathway; multicellular organism development; cell differentiation. Lineage: Eukaryota; Metazoa; Arthropoda; Insecta; Hymenoptera; Trichogrammatidae. The transcript has 18 exons.